GAAAGGUUUCACCAGGGUUGUGAGGCUCCUUUUGUAUUUUAGAACUAUGCAACUGGAACAUUGCCUCUCUCCGUCUACCAUGCUCUCUAAGAAAUUUCUGAAUGUGAGCAGUAGUUACCCAAACUCGGGCGGAUCUGAGCUUGCUUUACAGGAUCAUCCUAUUAUCUCCACCACUGACAACCUGGAGAGAGGUUCACCUCUGAAAAAAAAUUCCAGGGGGAUGACGAAUCAGUCAGAGGCAGACAAUUUUCCUGACUCCAAGGACGCACCAGGGGACGUCCAGAGAAGCAAACUAUCUCCUGUUCUGGAUGGGGUCUCUGAGAUCCGUCACAAUUUCGAUGGAUCUGCUGCAGAAAGAUAUUUUCUGUCUCAAUCUAGCCAACCCCAGCCAGCAUCCGCUGUUCCCAGUGCUAUGUUCCCUUAUCCGAGCCAACAUGGACCAACUCACCCAGCCUUUUCUAUCGGAAGCCCGAGUCGGUAUAUGGCUCAUCACCCAGUGAUUACCAAUGGAGCGUACAACAGCCUUCUCUCCAACACCUCUCCACAAGGCUACCCAACUGCAGGGUACCCGUACGCUCAGCAGUAUGGGCAUUCUUACCAAGGAGGACCUUUCUACCAGUUCUCUUCUGCACAGCCGGGGUUGGUCCCUGGCAAGGCUCAGGUCUAUUUGUGCAACAGGGCGCUUUGGCUUAAGUUUCAUAGGCAUCAAACAGAAAUGAUCAUCACUAAACAAGGAAGACGGAUGUUUCCUUUUUUAAGUUUUAAUAUAUCUGGUCUGGACCCGACGGCACAUUACAAUAUUUUUGUCGAUGUAAUCCUGGCUGAUCCCAACCACUGGCGAUUCCAAGGAGGGAAAUGGGUUCCGUGUGGCAAAGCGGACACAAAUGUGCAAGGAAACCGAGUUUAUAUGCACCCCGACUCUCCCAAUACUGGUGCGCAUUGGAUGCGCCAGGAAAUCUCAUUCGGGAAAUUAAAACUAACAAACAACAAAGGCGCUUCAAAUAACACCGGACAGAUGGUGGUUCUGCAGUCGCUUCACAAGUAUCAGCCCAGGUUACACGUGGUGGAAGUGAACGAGGAUGGGAGUGAGGACAGCAGCCAGCCCGGUCGAGUGCAAACCUUCACCUUUCCUGAAACGCAGUUUAUUGCUGUAACAGCAUAUCAGAAUACCGAUAUUACACAACUGAAAAUAGACCACAAUCCGUUUGCAAAAGGAUUUCGUGACAAUUACGAUACGAUUUACACCGGCUGUGAUAUUGACAGGCUUACACCAUCGCCUGGUGACUCUCCACUCUCUCAGAUCGUACCCGGUGCAAGAUAUGCCAUGCCUGGCUCUUUCCUGCAGGACCAGUUUGUCAGCAGCUAUGCCAAAUCCCGCUUCCACCCUGGAGCUGGGGCUGGUCCGGCCAUGGACCGCAGUGUUCCUCACACCAACGGCUUGUUAUCCCCACAGCAAGGAGAGGAGACGGCUGCUUCCCCACAGCGUUGGUUUGUCACCCCUGCCAACAACCGCCUUGACUUUGCAGCUUCAGCCUACGAUGCUGCCGCCGCUGCAGACUUUGCAGGCAAUGCAGCCACCCUGCUGUCCUACGCAGCAGCUGGAGUUAAGGCUCUCCCCUUGCAAGCUGCAGGCUGCUCAGGCAGACCCCUAGGGUAUUACACAGACCCCUCCGGGUGGGGACCCCGCACUCCACCUCAAUACUGCAGCAAACCCAGCUCUGUGCUCUCCUGCUGGCCUGCUAACACUGCCAGCAGCAGGACUGCCGCCUCAAAUGUCUACCUAGGAGAGGAUGGAGACGGCCUGACUACAGAGAGAUCUUCAUUAGGGGGUUCUGAAGACCCAAAACCUAAAGAUCUUUCAGAAUCCAGCUGGAUCGAGACACCCUCUUCAAUCAAAUCCAUAGAUUCCAGCGAUUCUGGGAUUUUUGAGCAGGCAAAGAGGAGGAGGAUCUCUCCUUCAGGCACGCCGGUUUCUGAGACAGCUUCUCCACUGAAAAGUGAAAUAAUGACACCAAGGGAUUGCGAGAAGAACUGUGCAAAGGACAUUGGAUACUAUAGUUUCUAUUCGCACAGCUAGGUCUGAAAUAAUGACCAGAGCCAACAGGAAAGAUUUACAUCAGGUCAUGAAUUCUCUUAUAUAUAUUUUUUGGUCUGUCAAUUCAGGGUAUGUAUAGUAUAGCUGAUGUCAGAGUAUUGGUUGAAAUCUGUUUGUAAUCAGGAAAUGUUUAAUAUAAGCGUAUUUAUUAUGUUUCACUAUGUUUGCAUUGAAAAGAUUGAAAUGUAUUUAGUAAUUAUUUGCAAAGCGCAAUGUGUUUUUUUUCUUUUCAUCCAUCUCCUUUUUUUAUAUAAUGCACCAUUGAUAUUCAUUACCUUGCACACACUUCAAAGAAUUUGCCUGAUCUCUUGGGAUCAAGCACAUGCAUUUUAUUUCCUCAAGCCCUUCCUUGGGAUAUUUGAUCUGUUAUCCCACACCCAUGUCAUUUCUUGAAGUGCCAAACACUGCAGUUCCAUAGUACAAAGUAUGGUGCCAAUAUGUAAUGGCCUGCAGAGAGAUGUGACUUUCUGUUUAGAUUAUGGACAAGCAUUCAGUGCACCCCAAUCUCUGUAUUCAUUUAAACAUACACUGGCAUUUUGUUUUAUAAAUCGUAUAUGGUCGGUUGUUUUAAAUUCUGGGAUCUAAAAUGUUGAAAACUGUACCUUGUGGGAUUUCAAAUUUCCAACAUUCAUUUUAAUGGGAAUAGAAGAUACAUUUUGUAAAUCACUGUAAUUAGAGACAGAGAUGUGUAGAUGUUUGUGCUUGUGAGUCAGGUGUUAUGGUAAACGUAUAUAGGGUUGGACUAUAUAUCCUGUGUUGCAUUUCAAAAUGUGUAUGAAAAAAACUAACAUCUAUGUAAAGUCAAUGUAUUAUUGUAGACUGUGUUGAUUUGUCCAGUAAAAACAAAGCAAAGGUCAACAAAAUGUCUUGGUAGAAAAUAGUCUAGAUUUAAGAAAUCUAGCUUUAUUCUGAUUAAAACUGUUUUCAUAGUGAUUUGAUGUUUUCUUUUCUAAAUAGUGUUGCAGGUUUGUCUUGAUAUCCUGGCACCUUGCUAUCUAAAUAAUAGGGUAUAUGUCAGAGUUGUUAACUGCUGUACAUUUAUUUGUCAAUUAUGUAAAAUUGUCUUUAUAGUUUUAUUAAAUUGUCAAAUAUAAUAAAUAUGCUGUGAACUGGAUUUGCUUUGUUAUACCUGUUUUGUUUAAUAUUAAAGGUAUGUGUAAUUGUAAACUGUGUAAUGGUGCAAACGUGUACAUUUUUACUGAAUUAAAAAUACUCAAAACUCUUA
This is a messenger RNA of Polyodon spathula (Mississippi paddlefish), 3320 nucleotides long. Its product is annotated as T-box brain protein 1-like. The transcript has 6 exons. Gene Ontology annotation, biological process: commitment of neuronal cell to specific neuron type in forebrain; positive regulation of DNA-templated transcription; regulation of neuron projection development. Bases 47 to 2077 code for a protein of 676 amino acids. Gene Ontology annotation, cellular component: nucleus. The record is from RefSeq and is a predicted model, not a curated record. Gene Ontology annotation, molecular function: DNA-binding transcription factor activity, RNA polymerase II-specific; RNA polymerase II cis-regulatory region sequence-specific DNA binding. Lineage: Eukaryota; Metazoa; Chordata; Actinopteri; Acipenseriformes; Polyodontidae.